This is a messenger RNA of Megalobrama amblycephala (Wuchang bream), 1854 nucleotides long. RefSeq names its product D-2-hydroxyglutarate dehydrogenase (gene d2hgdh). Bases 145 to 1758 code for a protein of 537 amino acids. The record is from RefSeq and is a predicted model, not a curated record. Gene Ontology annotation, cellular component: mitochondrion. Gene Ontology annotation, molecular function: FAD binding; catalytic activity. The transcript is spliced from 10 exons. Lineage: Eukaryota; Metazoa; Chordata; Actinopteri; Cypriniformes; Xenocyprididae.
GGCCAACAGAUGGCGCUGUUUCACCUUAUAAUCCUGCUGUAAACACUCAAGAGGAAGUUAAUCAUAACAGUCCUUGUAGGAAGAUUCAGUACUUUUGUGAUAUAAUGUGAAAUCUGCUGAAACUCCCUUCUCCUCUGACACAAUAUGGGGAUCUUUCAGAGGCUCGCAGGACGUCCUCUGAAGUCCAUGUGUAUUUGGUCACUCUGGUCACGGCACAGCUCUGCUCUCGCUGCGGUGGGCCGAGUGACCUCUGACAGAGCUCUGAUAGUGACCUCGAGUCAGCUGACUCAGCAUCGCUGUGUUCACCGCGGAGGGUUGGGAGCGAGCCCAUCAAACCCUGGUGCUGCUCCUCCACGGUUACCCUUCUCCAGGGUCACACAGGACGACCUGGCCUUCUUCAGAACGCUGCUGCCUGGAAGAACCAUCACUGAUCCAGACCUGCUGAAGUCCAGCAAUGUAGACUGGCUUAAGACAGUGGAAGGUAAUAGUGAAGUACUCCUGAGACCCAAAACAACAGAGGAGGUCUCUCAGAUUCUCAGGUACUGUAACGAGCGUCAUCUGGCAGUGUGUCCACAGGGAGGGAACACAGGUCUGGUGGGAGGAAGUGUCCCGGUGUUUGAUGAGAUCAUCCUCUCCACUUCUCUAAUGAACCAAGUCAUGACGUUUGACAACAUCUCAGGUAUCCUCACUUGUCAGGCAGGCUGUGUGUUAGAGAACCUGUCUCUCUAUCUGGAGGAAAGAGACUUCAUCAUGCCACUGGAUCUCGGGGCGAAGGGAAGCUGCCAUAUUGGAGGGAAUGUGUCCACUAAUGCAGGUGGGCUCAGACUGCUGCGCUACGGGUCGCUUAGAGGGACAGUUCUGGGCCUGGAAGUGGUUUUGGCAGAUGGGCGGGUUUUGAACUGCCUGGCCACACUCCGCAAGGACAACACUGGUUACGACCUCAAGCAGCUUUUUAUUGGCUCAGAAGGGACAUUAGGGGUCAUUACUGCUGUUUCCAUCCUGUGCCCUCGCAAGCCUAAAGCGGUCAAUGUAGCGUUUUUAGGGUGCUCCAGCUUUCAGCAACUGCUGGAAACAUUUCAGUGUUGUCGAGGGAUGCUGGGAGAGAUCCUGUCUGCUUUUGAGUUUUUAGAUGCUUCCUGUAUGAACCUUCUGGAGAAGCAUCUGAAACUCACCAACCCCAUCACAGAAUGUCCCUUUUACAUUGUCAUCGAGACCGCUGGAUCCAGCUCAGCCCACGAUGAAGAAAAACUACACAACUUCCUUGAGGAGGUCAUGACAUCAUCUCUGGUGACCGAUGGGACAGUUGCGACAGAGGCGACAAAAAUCAAGGCAUUGUGGUCUUUGAGGGAGCGAGUCACAGAAGCUCUGACACAUGAAGGCUACACCUACAAAUAUGACAUCUCCCUCCCUGUGGAGAAGAUCUACGAUUUAGUUGAAGACAUGAGGGGGCACCUUGGAGACAUGGCCAAGAAUGUUGUUGGUUAUGGACAUGUUGGUGAUGGAAAUCUUCAUCUAAACAUCACAUCCCCCUCUAAGGACCCCGCUCUACUGGCUGCCAUUGAGCCGUACGUGUACGAGUGGACGGCCCGAUGGAAAGGCAGCAUCAGUGCAGAGCAUGGCUUGGGUCUGAAGAAGAGAAACUACAUUUACUACAGUAAACCCUCAGAGGCAGUCGCCCUCAUGGGCAGCAUUAAAGCCAUGCUGGAUCCUAAAGGCAUUCUCAACCCUUACAAAACACUGCCAGACAACAUACACUAAUAGUUUCAUAUGAAAAUUACAAAACCACAUUUUUAUUGUACUGUUUUGUGUUGAAUGGACCAUAAGAGAUUAAAAUCAGAGUGUUUAUUUUGUUCA